AUGGCGAUACAGGUCCAUCGAGAUCUCUUUCAGACUGGCCACUUCAUUCAAGCAACUGAUCUCAGCAUUGGUCCACAAGCCUGCCAUUAUUCUGUUAAUGAGACUGUUACCUUGAUUAUCUUUAAGGUGGAGUUCCAUGAGUGUGGCCACAAUUUACAGACAACAUCAGACUCCUUGUUCUACCACACUAGCUUGUACUAUAAGCCAGGCCCUGCAAGCAAAUUGGUAAUUGUUAGAAAGAGCCCAGUGGAGUUUCCCAUUACAUGCCACUACCCACGGAAAAAUAAUGUGAGCAGUAAUGUCAUCCAGCCCACCUGGGUUCCUUUCACUUCAGCAAUGUCUGAGGAAGGAAAGCUAUACUUUUCCUUGCAUCUGAUGACAGGUGACUGGCAGGCUGAAAGAGUUUCAACUCAAUACUUGCUGGGUGAUGAUCUCUAUGUUCAAGCAGAUAUCAGAAAAGGAAACCACUUGCCACUCCGCCUGUUUAUUGAUACCUGCAUGGCCACGUUGACACCUGAUGGAGAUUCUGGUCCACACUAUAAAAUCCUUGACUUCCAUGGAUGCUUGAUAGAUAGAACAUCUCAUGAUGCAGAAUCAUCCUUUAUAAUUCCAAGGUCUCAGCUAGAAACACUCCAGUUUACCAUACCAGCAUCCCAAAUUGCUGGAAAUGAAAGAAGCUUGAUCUACAUUGCAUGCCAUCUGAAAGUCACUGCAGCGGCCAAAGAGCCAGAUCCCUUAAAUAAAGCUUGUUCAUUCAACAAAGCUGACAUUUUUUAAUCUACCAGUUGGUUACCUGUAGAGGGUUCCAUUGACAUCUGUAACUGCUGUGAGACUAGAGACUGUGGUUCUCGUGGAAGGCACAAAUCAAACGAUACCAGCAGUCUUCAUGUGCCAAGCCAGAGGAAACAAAUGCCUUCUGGAACAGCUGUAGUUGACAUCUCUAAAGGAGAAAUGGAGGCUGACCUUGUGGUGGGUCCAGUCUUAAUCCAGAAGGCUGCUAGAAAUCAUCAGAGAGACCAAGUAGGAACAGAGGAAGAGAUGCUGGCAGAAGGCGAAUUUCCUGUGAUAGAAGCAGAGGCUGAUUCUACAGUUGGACAUCACUUUAUCCUCAAGGCUGAUAAAGCACUAAGAUGGCUUCUCGACUCAAAUGAAACUAUGAAAGAUGAGCUAUUGCAUAUGGCAUCUAAUGAUGUCACUGCUGAGCUAAACUCUGACAAUGAAAGGCCGGACAAUUUGACAUUACCUUUGGAAGUGGCCAAGAUGUCACUACAAGGUAUGAUUAUAAUUGCAGGGCCCCCUGCCCUACUUGAUCCACCUUGUCUGCAUGACGACGACAAUGAUGAUGUGGAGGCCCACACAGACCAAAGAAUCGCUAUUAGCAAAUAA
Messenger RNA from Python bivittatus (Burmese python), 1386 nucleotides. Its product is annotated as zona pellucida sperm-binding protein 3-like. Gene Ontology annotation, biological process: egg coat formation; positive regulation of acrosome reaction; binding of sperm to zona pellucida. NCBI's taxonomy places the organism in Eukaryota, Metazoa, Chordata, Lepidosauria, Squamata, Pythonidae. The record is from RefSeq and is a predicted model, not a curated record. Gene Ontology annotation, cellular component: extracellular matrix. Gene Ontology annotation, molecular function: acrosin binding.